CAUCUAAAACAACAAUGAAGAAAGUUCAAGCUACGCUAGAAUUUUCUUUACAUUUCAACCAAUUCCAAGGUCUGCUUCCGCUGAAAACUGGAUAUUAUAGAAUCUGGGCGUCAUUCAGCAUUCCGAGGAGCAUCCCUCACUCGAUGGAAGCACGGAUUUACCGAACUAGUGAUGGUUCGGAGCAGCCGGCUUCAAUCAGCGAAAAUGUCCUUCGCAGCUGCGUGUUUAAAAUAGUCGACUUCGAGCAAGGUGUUCGGAUUGACGAUGUUGGGAUAUUCAGCAUUAUUGCCCUCCUGGAUGAGAGUAAAAUUGAAGAGACUCUGAAUGCCCUGGAGGGAAAGCUGAUCUUCAACAUCUACUUCAGGCAGAGGUACCUUGAAUUCAAAAACUUUGAGGACAUGGAUCUGAUCUGCAGCCAGGAAGCAACCGUGCGUUUUAAUCUGCACGGUGGGAUCCAUACCCACAUGAAUGUGGUGUUUGACAACUUUUCUCAAUUGUCCUUUACAAUUCAUGGCCUGUUGGUUGUGCUGCAGCCUGCACUGAGGAGCUUUCCGGACAAAAGCUCCUUGUUCAAAAAGAUUCUCCCCAAUUGGUGGACAAAGACAAACGUUCCAACGUUGGAAAGUGUCAUUUUUGGCAAAGCCAUAAAGAAGAAAUUGGCAGUGGAUGGUAAAAGCUCAGUGAUAGAAGGGAAAUACCUGCAGCAUGCCUACCGUUUCCUCUCUGCGCUACGGUCCUGCUUGCUGCUUUCCUAUGAUGGAUUCUACAGCUAUUUCAGCUCAGUGUCAGAAACACUGCCUUCCCCCUGCAAGCUGGAGCUUGAAAAUCUCAAUAUGAAAGCCCGGCUUAGCGACUUACACGACAAAGUGACAGAAAUAGAGGACCCCGGUGAUCUGGCAGAAGCAAUUAAUGCCAGCCUAUUAGAGCUGUCGGGUGAACUGCUCAAUCUGUGGGGAACAUUCCUACAAUUCUCCUUGAAGCGGGAAAUGGAAGCUUUUAUUGAAGAAAAAGCAAGGGAAGAAAAGAUCGGCAAAUUGUUCUUUUCUACCCAGCAUCCCCGGCAAGGAGCUCUUACCUACGAUGAGAAGAUAACCCAAAGCCACAAAUGGAUUUAUAAAGAAGUGAAGAACUCUCCCAGAGACAGCUGUUCCCUUGAGUGCCCCGGAAUGGACUGCGUGGUGCGCUCUCCUCCUGUGAUCUUUGAGGACCGGUACCUGGAUCCAAACGAGGGACUUCAGCCAAUCUGUGAUGGCGAUACUUUAAUACAAGUAUUGUUCCAGAACAAAGGAGAAGUCAUCAAUAGGGAACCCAUCUGGGUGCGAUAUAUUCAUCCAGCAAAUGUGUCCCCCCCAGCGGGGAAACAGAUCCAAGAAGACUUCAGGUUCCCUCAGGUAGCGAGGCCUCCAGUACAGAAGAAAGAUCUAGAAAAAAGAUCUAGUGAAGAUGAUGGAACCCAUCUGAUUGUCUGUGCCCACGGUCUGGGCGGUUCCCACUUUGAUCUGAUGCUUGUGCGACAUUACAUCGAGGCUGGAGUGACGGACAGAGAUGUUGACUUCCUAAUGUCUAAGAGCAACAUGGGUCCCUUCAGCUUCUGGAACAUUGAUUACUUGGCCAAGAAUCUCCUAAACGAAAUCUUAAAUCACAUAGAAAUCAAAAAGCUGACUGUUUCCAGGAUCAGCUUUAUCGGCUUCUCUUUAGGCAAUAUAAUAAUACGGGCCGUUCUGUGCCGCCCUGAGUUUGAAGCCUACCUUGGGAAGCUGCACACCUUCCUAUCCUUUGGGGGCCCACAUAUGGGCGUCCUGUACAACAGCAGUACUCUGCUUAAAAUAGGUCUGAGGUGCAUACAGCUGCAAAAGAGCAACGUCUCUGUGUUGCAGUUGGGGUUCAGAGAUCACAAAGACCCGAGAAAAACGUUCCUCUACCAACUUAGCCAGAAAGCAGGUUUGGAGUACUUCAGGAACGUGGUGCUAGUGGGCUCGUUACAGGAUAAGAUGGUUCCUUAUCACUCGGCUCGCAUGGAGAUGUGCAAAGGCGCUCUGAAGAGCAAUACAUUAGGAACUGUUUACAGUGAGAUGGUCCGCAACGUCCUCGAGCCAGUUCUAAAGAACAAGAACUGCAACUUUGUCAGAUAUGACAUUGCCUUGGAUCAGCCCAAUACCUUCAAGUCCUUUAUUGGAACUGCAGGCCACACCGCAAUGAUAACAUCUUGGCAAUUCCUGGAACAAUUCUUUCUAAACGCCGCCCUCGACUAUUUCGAGUAGAAGAAAUGCAGUGCUUUAAUAUGAUCUGAGAAAGGAUCCGGCGUAUGCCCAUUGAACGAAACGAGGUUUCGUACGAUAUUAUUGGUGCGUGUAUGGCCAGCUUUACAGACAUAAGGUUAUUCCUUAGGAAACUCCUCCAUUCACAGGUGGGGUGGGGGCAGCUGCAGGGGGAACGCCUCUGGCUCCGGUCACAGGCAAAGCAAGGAGGGCCGCAGAGGGGAACAGAGCAUUACAAGGGCUCAUCGAAACUCCUCCUGUCACAGGCACAGGGAGGGGGCUGCAUGGGGGGAAUGGGGCCCCACGCAGUAUCACAAACUCCUCCGUUUGUAAAGAGGAGC
This is a messenger RNA of Xenopus tropicalis (tropical clawed frog), 2599 nucleotides long. RefSeq names its product protein FAM135A-like. Lineage: Eukaryota; Metazoa; Chordata; Amphibia; Anura; Pipidae. The transcript has 18 exons. Bases 15 to 2261 code for a protein of 748 amino acids. The record is from RefSeq and is a predicted model, not a curated record.